This is a messenger RNA of Scheffersomyces stipitis CBS 6054, 4476 nucleotides long. RefSeq lists its product as uncharacterized. NCBI's taxonomy places the organism in Eukaryota, Fungi, Ascomycota, Pichiomycetes, Serinales, Debaryomycetaceae. The transcript has 2 exons. Gene Ontology annotation, molecular function: protein binding. The record is from RefSeq and is a predicted model, not a curated record. Bases 70 to 4476 code for a protein of 1468 amino acids.
UAGUUUUGAAAAGCAUAUUUGCAUUUUACAGUAUUAUACCAAUUGAGAUUCAAGUAACAUAUUAAAAGCAUGAUACAACGACUGCAAAACCCCAAUGACUCUCCUACGUUCAGCAAUUCUCUCCUGUUGCGAGUAGAUGGUGCAAUUGGUGCAAUGUCUCUUUCUCCUAAUGGAAGAGACGCUGUUUUGGCAGGUAGACGAGGUCUCUUCAUUAUAGACCUCGAUGAUCCUUUUACAACUCCUAGAUGGCUCCAUCACAUCACUUCCUGGGAAGUGGCAGAUGUCCAGUGGUCUCCACAUCAUUUUUCUAAGCCAUCUUGGUGCAUAUCUACUUCGAACCAAAAGGCAUUACUUUGGGAUUUGGCUAGACCGUCCAACAAUUCCAUUCUAAAUGUUCUCCACCAUCAUGCCAGAGCUAUUACUGACAUCAACUUCCAUCCUUCAGACCCUGAGAUUUUGGCUACUUGUUCAAUCGACACUUUCAUCCUAAGCUGGGAUAUGCGGACUCCUCGUAAACCAGUCCAGAAAUGGGCUGAAUGGAGAGCUGGAGCUACGCAAGUCAAAUGGAACCACGAGAAUCCAUACGAAAUUGCGUCUAGUCACGACAAUUGCUUCUAUGUGUGGGAUUCACGGAAAGGGGCAUUGCCUAUCAUAAAGGUUAACAAAGCCCACAAUGGUAAGAUCAAUGGAUUGGACUUCAGCAAUGGGGCUUCCAACAUCAUUACUUGUUCUAACGACAACACAGUUAAAUUCUGGAAUUUGAACAGCAAUGAAGCACGAGAGACUAUCAAAGAUUUCGACUACUUUGCUGUUGACGAUAAUGAUGCCCCAGUUUUGAGACCUAGCGUAGUAAUAGAAACGGACUUUCCCGUGGCUAGAGCUAGAGCUUUGCCAUUUGGAAAGGAUAAAGCUUGUGGUAUAAUGCCUCUAAGAGCAGGUGGUGAUGCCAUUCAGAUUGUCAACUAUGACGAAGAAUAUAAAGAAGCCUUGAAGACUGAUGAAACACAGAUAUCGUCAAUUAAUCCAGUAUACACUUUCAAGGGCCACAAUGGAGCAAUGAAAGACUUUCUAUGGAGGACCAAGCACCAGAAUUAUGAAGGUUUUGAGUCAAAGAACAAAUGGAAAGAAUUCCAGUUGGUCACAUGGUCGUCGCAAGACUAUGAUUUGAAAUUAUGGCCAGCCGACGAGGAGUUGUACAAAAAGGUUAAUUACAAUCCGUCCUACCAGAAGUUCCUUGAUGCGUUUAACCCUGAAGCUCUGGAUUCAGAUGAAAGUACCCGCCCUCUUUCACCAUCUAUCGGAGAAGGUGAAAAUGUAUACAAUUACGAGACGUAUUGUUUAGAACCACCAGUUACUAUAGUUGAUUUGAAACGAAGAAACAAUGGCGAUGUGCUUUCUUCGCUUACAUUAUAUGAGAUAGUUGAGAAGCAUAAACAAAAUGGCCAUGACGUUUUAAAAUUGAACCAUCUUGAUUGGAUCUCCGGUGUUCGUAUGGGCCGUGCUGGACACGCCGCGGGCAGAAAGGACAGUUCCAUGGAAGUGGAUGAUGGUCCUUCCAAUCUUGGAGAAGAAGUAAGUAUUGUUGGCCACAAGUUCCCUAAGGCAAGAUUUGAAAAGAUUUCGGUAUCGACAGGAGAGAUUGUCUUGAGUUUACGUGGACCCGUUCCAAUAUCGAAUAUUCCGGAUGCUGAGAAGGAUAACGAGAAUAAUGACGAGAUUAACAGUAGUAUUGUGAAUGAUAAGGACUCAACAACCAAAGAUGUUGAGAGAUCAAUGCAACCAACAAGUGUAGUUAGUUCUGAUGCAAAUAACCCUAUCUCUAUUUCGUCGGUUAGCGAAGAUUCACCUGAACAACAGUUGGUUUUUAUCAGAAUUCAAAUUAAAUUUCCAAAGAACUACCCAUUCUUGGAUGAUAUUGACUUGGACGAAACUGUUACCACAAAGAAGCUCACGAGACUACAAAAGCACAACCUAGUUAAAUUCGAAAUUGAAGGAACACACGAGCUUACAACCGAAAUAAAACGUGAGAUGUUGAAGAACUUGAACGAAAUAGCCCAUUUUUAUACAAACAAGUAUAACAAGUUUUGUCUUGAGCCAUGUUUGAGAUAUCUACUUGGUGACAAAAUUGAAUUGAAUGACGAAUUAAUGAUGGAGACUGGUGGCGACAAGAACGAGAAUUUGGAUGGUGAAGGCUAUAUCCAAGAAGUUGGAAACGAGGGAUGGGCCGACGAUUUAAUAAACCAACAACCUGGUGGCGAUAUGGGAUACGAUUCAUCUGGUGAAGAUGACGAGGUGUAUGCGGACUUGAUACCAGCAGUGAAUGAUGAUAUGAUUAACAGUACCCAGUCAUUGAAACCUGAUUCAACACAGGCAAAGGAUGGAAAGACUGACGAAUUUAACAAUGCGUCGGCAGGAACAACAUUCUUUGAUUCUACUCCAGUUCCAAAGGGGUGUGGAGCAAUAUGGUCCCCAACAGGUCAGUUGGUAUGUUUUUUCAUACCAAAGGAAAAUGAAGAAGAGGAAAACAACUCCCUACAAAAGUUCAACAUUUUCAAAUUCACAGACGGCGGUUUCAGUAUAAAUACUCACAACAGCCACCACCAUGGUCACCAUCACCAUAAGAUAUCUGGAGACUUUGAUACAGAGGUUUCAGAUGAAGGCAGUUAUAGCAGUGAUUCUGAAUCACGAGUUGCGAACUCCGAUGAUCCCGAUUCCGAUUCAGACACUUCUUCUUCAGGGGAUAGCUUUGCAAAUGACUGGGACGAAAUACUUCAGGAUGAUGCUCCGUCAAGAUCACGUAUUCCUGGACUUUUCAAGACAUCUGUUGGUUUAGGAAACAGAUACAUUGGGAACAGAGAUAAGUCGAUUAAUAGAUUCACUAGUCAUGGUGGUACAACUUCCAACUAUAAGUCUUCAGUUCCUGGAGAAAGCAGAAAAAAGAGAAGUAGGAAUUCGAAAAAAAGUAAGAACAUCGUUGGAAUAUUUGAUUUUAGACAUUUGCUACCUGACAAGUACGAACUAGCUUGCGAAUACAGAGUACUUGGGGAUUCACCGGAGAAUCUUGCUAGAUAUAACAGUGAAGUAGCCUUGAAGUAUUGCUUGAAGGAUAUCAGCGAUGUUUGGAGAAUUCUUGAAAUGAUAUUGGUCAAGGAAGUCAGAAUGUCAAACCUAGAUUCUGGUUAUCCAUCUCAGAUGGACCCGAUUUCACAGCGGCAAGCGAAAGCAAUGAAUCAAUUCUUAUUGAACUCAGAAUUCAUGAAGAAGAAUCCAAAUAAGCACACAAGUUUCUAUUGGGGUACUCACCCAUUUGGAUAUUCCUGGUUAAUAGACGAGAUCUUUAAGUAUUUUGAGAUCAGAGGAAACAUCCAGAUGCUAUCUAUGAUGUCUUGUAUUUUGUACGAGAAUCCAAGCAAUCUCAGAAAGAACUCUAGCGACCUAUUCAAUAUACCGAUCCAUACUCCGUAUCAAGCUUUACCUCCACCACCUUCAUUAAUUGCUAUGAAGAAAUUUAAUGAAAGCAAUCUGCAAGAGAUAUUCAGCCAAUCCCACGAACUCAGCUAUUCAUUCCACAAUUCUCCAAGUGCUGAUGGAAGAGCGGAAUUAACCCACAGAAAUUCGAACAUAUCGGUCUUCAGAAGAGACCAGGGGCUGACUAGUGGCAAUAUAUAUGCCAAGUCAUUAACAUCAUCUAUGGAUGCAGCAAGUAUCAAAGACGACUCCCCUGAGAGAUUUUCGUACUUCAAGAAUAAUAUCCAGCCAAGUUUUAAUUCGUUCACUCUACUGAAUGAAUUCAGCUCAGAGUUGGUGAAUUCGAAUAGAUUCAAUAGUCCCAAGCAAAGAAUUGCAAAGGCUAAGACCAUUGGCCAACUUUCGGAAAGUAGAAGAAUAAAACCUGUCCAGCCUACAUCCAAGCGACAAACAACAAAAGCAACAGGAAAGAAUAAACUUCGACCACCACCAGUGGUUACAAUCCAGAAUACGGAAAACCUUGAUCUCUUUAGUGACGACUACACUCCGUCUUUAUUGCAUGGACAGGACCAAGAGAAAAUCAAACUAUACAGAGAGCAGUAUGCUGAUAUGCUUUACGUCUGGGGUUUGCCUGUCAAUAGAAUCAAAAUCUUGAAAUUUAAUUAUCCAGACAUAGACAAGAAAUUGGAAAUGGGGUAUGUUUCGCCUUUUGAUGUUCACAAAUGUCUGAUAGGGUUGAGAAACAAGACUAGACAAAACCCUAACCAAGAGUUUCACAAUUUUGUUUCUUCGAUAACCACAGCCAAAUCAAAUGCAUGGAAUACUUCUAAGAGAAAUCCAUUGAAACAUUGCAAUUUAUGCGGUCUAAUUGUGUCGAAAUCAUUGGUAGUCUGUACAAACUGUGAACAUGUAUUGCACAGUAGUUGUGCAGCUGAAUGGUGGUCCACCAAUGAAAACACGGAAUGUCCUAGUGGUUGUGGUUGUAACUGUUUGCAACACACGAUCUAA